Messenger RNA from Zea mays, 1618 nucleotides. RefSeq lists its product as uncharacterized. The coding region runs from base 136 to 1287 and encodes 383 amino acids. The record is from RefSeq and is a predicted model, not a curated record. Lineage: Eukaryota; Viridiplantae; Streptophyta; Magnoliopsida; Poales; Poaceae. The transcript has 3 exons.
CUGGCGCGGGCUGGUUGAUCCACAUCCACCCCGCACGCACAGGAUCUUCUUGCUCACUGCUCAGGCAGCAUUCCCUCACUACAUCAUAUAGCAUCUCUCCCGGCCACAUUACCUUACUACAUCGUACGGUACGACAUGGGGGCGGGAUUGUUCGGAGGCAGCAGCAAGCAGAGCGGCCACGCGGUGUCGUUCCUCCUCGGCGCGGCGCUGCCCACUGCCCUACUCUUCUUCCUCGCGUCCGACCGCCUCGGCGAGGGCUUGUCCACCAUCUCCAGCAGCUGGCGGGGCAACGGGUCGAUAUCGACCGCGCAGCAGCCUGCCGCGGCAAAGCCGGCGACGACCGAUGCUCAUGCUCUGUCCGCCGCCGCCGCCGACGCCUCCGAUGCCCGUGCCGCGCCUACGCAAGAUCACGAGGUAGAGUUCGCGGGCCUUGCCGAGCUGCUGGCGAGAGUGGCGACGGAGGACAGGACGGUGAUCAUGACGUCGGUGAACGAGAUAUGGACGCGGCCCAACUCGCUGCUCGACAUCUUCCUCGGCGGCUUGAGGGGCGGCGAGGACACAGCGCACCUCGUCGACCACGUCCUCAUCGUCACCGUCGACGCCGGCUCCUUCAGCGGCUGCAAGGCCGUGCACCCGCACUGCUACCUCCUCGAGGUCAAGUCCAUGGACAUGAACAGGGCCAAGACGUUCGGGACCCCGGAGUACGUGGAGAUGAUCUGGCUCAAGCUCUCCAUCCAGCAGCGCGUCCUGGAGCUCGGCUACAACUUCCUCUUCACGGACGCCGACAUACUGUGGCUUCGCAACCCGUUCCAGCGCAUCUCCGUCUACGCCGACAUGAGCUGCUCGGUGGACAACUCCAAGAUGGCGCCGGCGCUCCUGGACUGCGAGAACAACGUCGGGUUCUACUACAUGAAGUCGACGAACCGGAGCGUCGAGAUGGUCAGGUACUGGCGGGCGGCGAGGGCGAGGUUCGACGGGAACCUGAUCGAGCAGGUGGUGUUCAACAAGAUCAAGUACGAGCUCAUCAGCAGGCUCGGGGCCAGGAUCCAGCCGCUGGAGACGGAGUACAUCAGCGGCUUCUGCGACUUCCAGGAUCAUUUCGACAAGGUCUGCACCGUGCACGCCAACUGCUGCAUGGGGCUGGAGAACAAGGUGCAUGACCUCAAGAGCGUCGCCGCGGAUUGGAGGAACUACACGAGCCUGACGCCGGAGCAGAGGAAGCUGCAGGAGGGGAGCUUCAAGGUGACGCCCCCGCGCAUGUGCCAGAAGUCCAUGGGAUGGGUCUGAACUCUGAAGGAGACCGGAGAUGCAUCAGAGACCGCGGAGUUUCAGGUUGAAAUGCAGUUCGAGCAUCCACCGCUGCGCCUGCGCGCACUAGUAAUGCGACCUCUCAGCUCUGAAUAACAUACACACACACGGUUGCUUGUUACUCCUGUAUGAUAAAAUGAAGGUGUCAUGCGACAGAGUUUUUUUUUAGAAACCUUUUGCAAAUUACUAGACGGGAGAGAGAGAAUGUUGCGAAGCAAUUGCCAAGCACGAGGACCCUUUGACUUAUUACUCUCGUUUCCAGAUCAAUAAACAGUCGUUGUACUGGGUGAUCUACCCUUAUUUUUCUUCA